AUGAUGUCAUCUAAAAGUGAAUUAACAAAAACUAUUGAAAAUCAGCAAUCGCGAAUAACACGUCUUGAACAACGUUUGGGAGAUGUUGUUUCUGCUUAUAAAAAUUUACAAAAAGAAAAAGAAGCUCUCGAAUCUACUGUACGAGUCUUAUCAUCUACAACAUCAAAUGUAGAAAAAUCUAAUACAGAAACAGAAACAAAUUUAAAUACACAAGAAAAUACAGAAUCUGGUAAUGAAACAGAAACUACUCAUGCAGCAUCAAGUGAACAUUCAACAAUACAAGAUAAACUUCAAACACUACAACAAAAUGUUACUAUUAUUACCGAACAAAAAAAUCGUAUGGAACAAAUGUUUCAAUCAGACAAACGUAAACUUAAGACUGAAAAUGAAGAAUUAAAAAAAUUACUUGAAGAAACAAAAGCAGAAAAUAUUAUUAUUAAAGAAAAAUCUGAUCAUGAAAUUAAAGAGUUAAAAAAACAAUUGCGUCAAUCUCAACGUGAUCAUGAACGUGAAACAGCUGAUCAUAAUGUUAUGGUACGUGAAUUACAAACGAUUCUUUCAACUGAACGCAAUAAAUCGGAAACUAUGGAACAUCAAUAUGACGAAUGUCGAGCAAAAGUUGUUACAUUAGAAAGUCAAUAUGAUACAUUGAAAAAGCAAUAUAAUAAUUUAAAUACACAAUAUCAAACAAAAGUAAAUGAAUUAAAAGAAAAAGAUUCAGUCGAUGUUGAAGAAUUAAAGCGUUCAAAAGAAAAAGUUGUUGAAUUAACGACAAAAAUAAAAGAUUUAGAAGCUAAAUAUACUGAACAAUUACGUGUAGAAUCAAAACGUAAUCAACAAUUAGAAAAAAAAUUAACUGAUAAUACAACUGAAUAUGCUCAAAGAACGUCAACAAAUGAAACACAUAUUGCAGAAUUAUCUGAACAAAUUGGUGUUAUUGAAAAACAACGUGCACAAGAUCAAAUGGCUAUUCAACGUUUAAAAGAACGUAUAGCUCAACUUGAUGUUGAAAAUUCUCUCUUAACCAAAGCUUCAUCAGCAUCCAUCGAACAAGAUGAUAUUGGUGGAACAAAUGAUGAUAGUGAUAAUCAUCAUGAUCUAGAUACAUUAUUAAAACAUAUUUCUAAACUAAAAGUUUUAAUACGUGUUGCAAAUGAUCGUUUUGGGAAAUCUCUAACAAUUGAAGAUGUUCUUAAUAUUGAUCGUGAAAUAUCAUCUGGUGCAAUAAAUGGAUCAAAUUUAUCUUCAGAAAAUAAUAAAAUCUUGCAUAUUAAAUGUCAUGAAGAAAUCGAUCGACUUAAAGGUGAAUUAGAAAAUUAUCGAAAUAAAACUGUGGCAGCAUUUAAAGCAAAGGCAUUCAAGGAUACAAGUUCAACAAAAGAAAUCGAUGAUUUACGUAAUCAAAUUGAUCAAUUACGUGAAAAAUUAGUUAAUAGUCAAUCAUUAUAUAAUUCUGAAACUGAUCGACAUACCCAAGUAGUUGAAAAACUUGAAUCAUGUUUAACAGCUAUUCGUGAACAACAUCGUCAAGAGACUGAACAAAUUUUAACAAAAAAACGUGGUGAAUUAAAUGAACUUGAAUGUGAAUUAGAAAAACAACGUGAACGUACAGUACGUUUAUUAAAUGAAAAAGAUCGAGAAUUAGAAACAUUACGAAAACAAUUAGAUAAUUCUCCAAUAAUUGAUAAACAAGUAUCUCAUACAUCAUCAAUAUCCGAUUUAAAAGAAACUAAUGAACCAACAACAAUUAUGACGGAAUUAUUUCCUCAACAUCUUUCAACAUCAACAAAUGGUGGACCAAUAAGUCCAUUGAAUUCUGAUUAUAAUUAUCUUGUAUAUUUUAAUGAAAAACAACAAUUACUUGAACAAGAAUUAAGUGCAUUAAAAAAAGAACGUCGUGAAUUUGACUCAACAAUAAGAGAGUUACAACAAAAAUAUUCAUAUGAAAUAAGUCAACUGCAAAUUUCAAAUGAACAAUUAACUGAAGAUUUAGAACAUAUUAAAUUAAGUACGCAAAGAAAUGAAAAUUUAACAAAAAAUGAACAUAAUAUUGAUUACAUAAAAAAUGUUUUUUAUCAUUAUUUACUUUCUAAUGAUACACAAGUUAAACAUACAAUGGCGAACGCUUUAAUGACAAUUUUACAUUUUUCAUCAAAAGAAAAAGCGAAAAUUGAAAAUCAAAAACCUAAUAAUAGUUUAGCAACUGGUGGUGGUUGGUUUAAUACAAAAUAG
Molecule: messenger RNA, 2232 nt
Organism: Adineta steineri
Lineage: Eukaryota; Metazoa; Rotifera; Eurotatoria; Adinetida; Adinetidae
Source: the annotation of a GenBank genome assembly